AUGCAUUUAAGCUAUGCCCCUCCUUAUAUAUCCCAAUGUAACUAUAAAGACUCAAAGAUAACAUUAAACGGUUUUAAUUUUCACAAUGAAGGAAGAGUUGCUCAGGUUACUGUUAAUGGACGACGUAAAUAUAUUUCUUCAAUUGAUCAUCGUUUAUUAAUACUUGAUUAUUAUUUUAUUGAGCAUUCUGAAAGAUUAUAUAUAAAUGUAAUUAUUGGGGAUGUUGCAAUAGAAAAUAUUUAUAAUUGUGAUAUAAAGCCACAACCUGUGUCGAUUACUACAACUGUAUCAACUUCAAAAUAUAAUAGUGGUAUAAUUACAAUAUCUGGAAGUUUUAUGUCAUCACCUGGAUCAUUAAGUACAAAUGUAUCUUUAAUCAAUAGUGAUAAUAAAAUCUAUAAUUGUGAAUAUAUAUCAUCAACAAAAUCUCAAAUAGUUUGUUUAUUGGAACCUGGUAAAGGAUUAGUAAAUAAAGUUAAAAUUAAAAUAGAUGAUGUUGAAAGUUUGACUGAAAUGAACUUUAAAUAUGGUGUCCCUCAAUUUACAUCAACAAAUGCAAUUCAAAUUGAUAGAACAAACGAAUUUUCAUUGAUAGGUAUUAACUUUGGUAAUAUUAACGAUAAAAAUGGUACAGUUAAACUUUUAAUUGAUGGAAAUGAAAAUAAAGAAAUAAUAACAACAUCAAUAAGUAAUGAUGAAACUAAAUUAUCAUUUAAAUUACCAAAUAUAUGUGAAACAUCUGUAAAACUAUCAAUUGAAGUCAAUGGUGCUAUUUCAAAUAAUAGUAUAAUCAUAAAACCACAAUCUACAUUUAUAUUAGCUCCAUCAAGACCAUUAACAAAUGGAUCAUCAUUACAUAUUGAUAAAUACUUUUCAUGUAAAGAUAAAAUUGUAAAACCAUCUAUUACUGUUGAUAGUUCUAAUAAUCAUAUUGAUUGUACUAUAAUUUCAAGUUUUGUAGCAAGCUGUAAUGUUGGUGUUGGAACUGGUAAACAUUCAUUUAAAUUUUAUGAAGAUGGUAUUGAAAAAAUCAAUUUAUUUUUUCAAUAUGCACCACCAACAAUUGUAUCACAUAAUGUCAAUGGGUUAAAAACAAUUACAUUAACUGGUUAUAACUUUGGUAUUGAUUCAUCAAAAUGUAAUUUAAUGUUUGCAAAUAAAAAUGUAACAUGUAAAGUUAUCAGUGAUACAACUAUAACAUUCGAUGCAGAUUCACAAUAUGAUUAUGGUAAUGUUAAUCUUAUAAUCGAUAGUAUUCCAAUGUCAAAUGAUAACUAUAAAAUAAAGCAAAACUAA
Messenger RNA from Dictyostelium purpureum, 1296 nucleotides. RefSeq lists its product as uncharacterized. The coding region runs from base 1 to 1296 and encodes 431 amino acids. NCBI's taxonomy places the organism in Eukaryota, Evosea, Eumycetozoa, Dictyosteliales, Dictyosteliaceae. The record is from RefSeq and is a predicted model, not a curated record. The transcript has a single exon.